Darwinula stevensoni is the source of this 1753-nucleotide messenger RNA. The record is from the annotation of a GenBank genome assembly. NCBI's taxonomy places the organism in Eukaryota, Metazoa, Arthropoda, Ostracoda, Podocopida, Darwinulidae.
CAUUGGUUUUCCAUUGCAGGUCGUUGUGUGAGUUUCCUAAGGCUUGCGUUGGUGUAAAGUGUCGGGAGUCCAGUGAUAUAUCCCCAGUGCCGGUCACAUUCCAUCAUCCAUUUGGAGUCUCCUCUCUGGAUAUUCCUGUAGCCGCUAGUAUAUCUGCAUUUUAAAAUCUAACGUCGAACCCAAAGAUGGCUGACCAAUUGACCGAAGAGCAAAUUGCCGAAUUCAAGGAAGCCUUCUCCCUCUUCGACAAAGAUGGAGAUGGCACCAUCACAACCAAGGAAUUGGGAACUGUCAUGAGGUCACUCGGACAGAAUCCAACAGAAGCUGAACUUCAAGACAUGAUCAACGAAGUUGAUGCCGAUGAAUUUGUCACCAUGAUGAUGUCCAAGUAAUGUGGGUGCUGUGAAUGGAACUGCAAAAGGAUAAUUUUUUGGGACACCCUGUUGGACAAGGUGAGGCAAGGCAGUGUGCAUGCAUGGUUACUAUGCUUUGCCUCUCCCCCAGUAACUGGAACUACGUGGACUCCUAUCUUCUCCGCUAGUGGUUUUGGCAGUGUCCCCAUCCCUCAGUCCCACAUAUGAGUCAGGACAGAAAAAAAGUAUCAUGUGAACAGCAUGGGAUAGGAUUCUGGUUCUCUGCUUCAUUUUGGCGCUUUGUGAUGUUUGAAUUUUUGACACAUGCACUUGCCUUGCCCUUCCCUCUCCUCAUUGCGUCCUCUGUCUCCUCAUCGUCUCCCGGGUGAGACUUGUGAUUCUCAUUGUCAUUCUUGAACUUUAAAGGUUUAAACUUCAUUCUCCACAUUUUGGAAGGGUUGGCCUAGGGAAUGUAGCAAUCCAGAUCACAUUGUUGAGAUUUCUUGACUGGUAUGAGUGUAAAAACCAACUAUGGAAUUGAUAAAUUGCACGAACAUUUGGGGUGAAAUUGGUUUUUGGGAAUCCUCAGUAGUUGGCUUCUUUCUCUUCAGUCAGUGCAUUUCUUGAUAUAUCUAUUCAAUGGAAGUUUCGAGAUGAGAACCAAGAUUCAAGUUGGUCAUCGCAUUGAGAAUGAUUCCCCUUUUAUUCAAAGCCCCUCACUUCCCAAUUCACCAGAGAUUGAGACCUUGCUUCAGUGUGUACAGUUGAGGCUUGUACAGUGAUUGAUUUCACUCCUGCUCCUGUUGUGGCGAGUGCAGUGGGUUGUGGGCGUAUUGGAUUCUGGCCCUUGGUGAAAUUUUAGAUUAGGCAUAUUCCAUCUCUUAUAACCCAUAUUGGUUAUGAAGGGGAAGAUGAAUCUUGUGAUGCUCGUUCUUCCUAUAUAACUUUAAUGGUUGAAGUUGUUUCCUUGAUUUUGCCUGAAGAGUGCUCACCAACCUGAUCAAAUAGAAAAAUUUCCCCCUCUCCUCUUCAUGUUCCUCCGAUCUAUCCAUCUUUAUCUGUUCCUUCUUUGACUAUAUCUGAAUUAUUCUUCUUGUGAAUCAGACUUGGAGGCCCCUGUCUGCAUUCAUGUUUCAUCGCUGGGACUCUAAGAUGCCCCAUAUUUCCCAAUCACAUUCAUUGUCAUCAGAGAGAAAAUACAUUCCGCUGUUUUACCUUUUUUUUUUUACGACUCAUCUGAUGGGCCCUUCCUUGUCAUAUCUCUGUAGCUGGCAGAAUUUUUUCUUCCCUCUUGAUGAUAGAAAAAUUUGAAAUGAUUAAGGAGAAUCCUGUUGGGAUGUGGAACAUUCUCUGAAUGUUGCCCAUAUAAAUAAAACCUUGGAAUGAGAAUCGGCUGCAUA